Eucalyptus grandis is the source of this 1226-nucleotide messenger RNA. RefSeq lists its product as uncharacterized. The transcript is spliced from 3 exons. Lineage: Eukaryota; Viridiplantae; Streptophyta; Magnoliopsida; Myrtales; Myrtaceae. Gene Ontology annotation, molecular function: polysaccharide binding. The record is from RefSeq and is a predicted model, not a curated record. The coding region runs from base 113 to 1141 and encodes 342 amino acids.
UAUAACGCUUUAGCUUUUCCUUGUGCAGAUGAGAGACAACAUCAACCCCAUUCAAGCCUUUAACUUUCUCCAUUCAAUUGCUUUUCUCCUGUAAUUGCUUCAAAUCAUUUUUAUGCUGCAAAUCUCUACUCUCUCUACUUUAGUAGUGCCUCCAAUGGCUUCCCUCCUCACCAUCAAAUCACCAGCCCUCCAUUUCCAGAUAACUCAUCUCUUGGUCUUCUUUAUCAUCCUAGCACCAGCUCAAUCGAUCAGCCACUGUAGAACCUCAUGCGGAGCCAUUCCGAUACACUACCCGUUCGGCAUCGACGACGGAUGUGGCAGCCCUUAUUACCGUCACCUCCUCGUUUGCUCUGACACCGGCAAUUUGGAGCUCCGGACCCCCUCCGGCCGAUACCCGGUUCGCAACAUAAGCUACACUGAUCCGCACAUCUUGCUGAUCGACCCAUUUAUGUGGAACUGCCUGGACCGCGACAACUUCCGCCCCACGCGUGCGUUUAGCCUUGACACGAGCACGCAUCUAUCUCUCUCCCCUCAGAAUGAUUACUUGUUCUUCAAUUGCAGUGAGGAGGAUGUUAUCAUUGAGCCGAAGCCGAUGUUCUGCGAGCGGUACCCUGACCGGUGCGACUCAUCAUGCGACAGCUCGAGCUACCUGUGCCGUCACUUACCGCAGUGCCCCUCGGCAUUGCGAUCGAGUUCUUGUUGCUCGUAUUAUCCGAAAGCCACUGAGUCACUUAGGCUCAUGCUCAGAUACUGUGCUAGCUACACUAGUGUGUAUUGGAGGAACAUCGGCGCAGGUCCAUAUGAUCAGAUCGCAGAGUAUGGUAUUAGGGUCGAUUUCGACAUUCCCGUGACCACUCGGUGCUUGACAUGCCAGGACAAUCUGAAGAGUGGUGGGACUUGCGGAUUCGAUACACAAACUGAGAGUUUCUUGUGUAUUUGUGAGGGUAGGAAUGGUACCGCUUCUUGUAAAGAUCGCAGCAUUUCGGGGCACAGCAAGACUGCAGUAAUUGCAGGGAGUGUGACCGCAGUUUCGGGAGCAGGAGCCAUAGGAAUUGGUGCUGGGAUUUGGUUCUGGAAGAAAGUGAGGGCAAAAGCACCGGUCACAUGUGGGGUCCAAACUAAUGACAACAGGCUCUUUUAGUACACUAAAGCAAUGUGAAGACAGACAUCUCCUCUUGCUUGCUUUUCUUGAUCCUAGAUAUAUAUAUUCUGCUUAUUCUCAUUCC